Sinocyclocheilus rhinocerous is the source of this 913-nucleotide messenger RNA. Its product is annotated as cytochrome b5 domain-containing protein 1. The coding region runs from base 1 to 645 and encodes 214 amino acids. Gene Ontology annotation, biological process: cilium movement. The transcript has 4 exons. The record is from RefSeq and is a predicted model, not a curated record. NCBI's taxonomy places the organism in Eukaryota, Metazoa, Chordata, Actinopteri, Cypriniformes, Cyprinidae.
AUGCGGCGCCCAAAGUAUUUCACGCCGAAGGAGGUGUCCGUUCACAACACUCUCAAAGAUAUAUGGGUGUCGUACCUGGGCAAAGUCUACGAUCUGACACCGCUGCUGGAGGAAAAUAAAGGUGAUGUGUUAUUGAAACCUAUCACAGAGUGUGCAGGAAAGGACAUCAGUCACUGGUUUGACCCAAAGACAAAGGAUAUUCUUACACAUGUUGACCCGUUGACUGGCUGCAUUAAAUACUACACCCCUAGGGGUCGCUUUUUACACAUACCCCCUCCCUGCCCUCGCACUGACUGGGCCAAUGAUUUCGGGAAGCCGUGGUGGAAGGAUAACCGCUACGAGGUUGGGCUGCUGUCUGCCAAAACACGCUGGAUCCGCAUUAUCAACACUUUAACCUCCCAAGAGCAGAUGCUGGAGGUUUGCUCGGAGGAGACUCUGGAAGAGAUUCUCCAGCGAUACCUGUGCUACAAUUCCCAUGCAGCAAGCUACACCUGGAAGCACAAUGGCGUAAAUUUGGACAUGAGCAAGACCCUGAGUGAAAACAGCAUCCCUGAAGAGGAUGAGUUUUACUGCGGAAGCCCAGAGUGUGACCUCUUCUCUCCAUCCAUAUGUCUGUAUUUCAACGACGACCUCACUGAACUCUAAAAAACGCAUGCUAUUAAUAUGAACAAUGGCAUAUAAUUCAUUAGAAUAUCCACUGCAAGCCAUUUUGAGCGAGAAGAAUACACCACAUCAACUAUUCAUGUGUUCAGUGUUUCAUCGAUUCCUGUCUGUGGUUAUCUUAUUGCAGCUCUCUGGGCUUCAUCCAAUCAAAUGCUGAGCAACAGAAUAAAAAAGAUGAAUGCCAGCCUACAUAAUAACCCCCUGAACCAUAAAGUCUGGUGGUUGCCAUGGUAAUUGCUCGGAGGAAAUG